Molecule: messenger RNA, 1922 nt
Organism: Misgurnus anguillicaudatus (oriental weatherfish)
Lineage: Eukaryota; Metazoa; Chordata; Actinopteri; Cypriniformes; Cobitidae
Gene: ap2m1a
Product: adaptor related protein complex 2 subunit mu 1a
Biological process (GO): intracellular protein transport; vesicle-mediated transport
Cellular component (GO): clathrin adaptor complex
Source: RefSeq, a predicted model, not a curated record
GUGAUCUUAAUACGCAUGCGCAGAACGACCGCGCUGUCAGCUGACUUCCUGGCCGAGGGAAAGACUGCUGCUAGUGUCCCGCUAAUCCUUCGGAUCCCAAAAAAUACCACAGAGAGGAAAGGGUCCAUUCCGCGCAUAUUCGUGCGGACAUUAAGGAGGAGUGAGAGCCCAUCAUGGAAUGUGAGGUCUGAAGGACAGCCACCAUGAUCGGAGGACUGUUCAUCUACAACCAUAAAGGGGAGGUACUUAUCUCCCGCGUCUACCGUGAUGAUAUAGGACGCAAUGCCGUGGACGCGUUCCGCGUGAACGUGAUCCACGCCCGUCAGCAGGUGCGCUCCCCUGUCACCAACAUCGCCCGCACCAGCUUUUUCCACGUCAAACGCUCCAACAUCUGGCUGGCUGCCGUUACCAAGCAGAAUGUCAACGCUGCUAUGGUGUUUGAGUUCCUCUACAAGAUGUGUGACGUCAUGACGGCCUACUUUGGGAAGAUCAGUGAGGAGAAUAUCAAGAACAACUUUGUGCUCAUCUACGAGCUGCUGGAUGAAAUCCUGGAUUUUGGAUACCCCCAGAACUCAGAGACAGGAGCACUUAAGACUUUUAUUACCCAGCAGGGUAUUAAAGGCCAGCAUCAGACUAAAGAAGAGCAGUCUCAGAUCACCAGCCAGGUGACGGGUCAAAUCGGGUGGCGCCGCGAAGGCAUCAAGUACCGUCGCAAUGAGCUCUUCCUGGAUGUUUUGGAAAGUGUCAACCUACUUAUGUCUCCACAAGGGCAGGUCCUGAGCGCUCACGUCUCCGGUCGUGUAGUGAUGAAAAGCUACCUGAGUGGAAUGCCUGAGUGCAAGUUUGGCAUGAAUGACAAAAUUGUGAUUGAUAAACAGGGCAAAGGAGGAACCACUGAUGAUCCUGGCAAAAGUGAGUCAGGGGGAAGUGGGAAGCAGUCUAUAGCCAUCGAUGACUGCACUUUCCAUCAGUGUGUGCGUCUCAGCAAAUUCGACUCUGAGCGCAGCAUCAGUUUCAUCCCUCCUGAUGGCGAAUAUGAGCUUAUGAGGUAUCGUACCACUAAAGACAUUAUUCUGCCGUUCCGUGUCAUUCCGCUGGUCCGAGAGGUUGGACGCACAAAGCUGGAGGUGAAAGUUGUCAUCAAAUCGAAUUUCAAGCCCUCGCUCCUGGCACAGAAAAUAGAGGUGCGCAUUCCCACCCCUCUGAACACUAGUGGAGUCCAGGUCAUCUGUAUGAAAGGAAAGGCUAAAUACAAGGCCAGCGAGAACGCCAUUGUGUGGAAGAUCAAACGCAUGGCAGGAAUGAAGGAAUCUCAGAUCAGUGCUGAGAUUGAGCUGCUGCCCACUAAUGAUAAGAAGAAGUGGGCCCGUCCCCCCAUUUCCAUGAACUUUGAGGUUCCGUUUGCCCCCUCUGGGCUGAAGGUCCGCUACCUGAAGGUAUUCGAGUCCAAACUGAACUACAGUGACCACGAUGUGAUUAAAUGGGUGCGUUACAUCGGACGCAGCGGAAUCUAUGAGACUCGCUGCUAAUGAGUUACUGAGCAGAGGGACCAGCUUAUUUUGUCUUAUAAAUAUACUAUGUCUCCCUCCCCUCUCCUUAAAAUUUGUGGAUAAAAGGCAAAUUACAAAAAUAUGCAAAAUGUGAAAUGUAGUAUCCUUUAUCUGUUUGUUGUACAAGUGCUGUAAUGAACAGAUCCUCUGGAGAGCUGAGACACACUAGAUAUGUCUGUCUAUAUUUCAAACCCCAGCUUUGUGAUUCGCUGUAGUCAAUCUUAUAGGGUCCACUGGACCCCAUCCAUAAUACUAUACUUUAGUACUGUCCAUUUUGUCUGUGGUAUUGGUCAUAUUCUCAGUAGCUUAACUUUCUCUCUCUUCCUGCGUGACUGUUUAGGUCAGUAUAAAUAAAUAUAUAAUGCAAAGAAA